AUGUAUCGAAUUAUAUUCUUCUUUAUUUCAUUGUUAUUGAUAUUACUCCCUUCUUUACUAAAUUGUGACGCAGAAUGGAUUGGUCCUACUUUGAAAAAAUACGAUAAUAAUUAUAUAAUAAAUAAUAAACAAAUUGAAAACAUUAUUUUACCCAUUUUCAUAAAAAAAGGAGAAUGUAUAAAUUAUGACCAUUCAGAAUUUUUUUUUUACUACUAUAAAAAUAGUGAACAAAUUUUUAAAAAUAUCUCUAUAGAUUGUACUAAUAAAUAUAUGCAACCAUCAUUUCAUAUGCUUAGAGAAAAACGUGACUUUAUUAAUUAUCAUAAUUUUUUUAAUAAUAAUAAAAAUUACCUAUUACCAUAUUGGGAACAAAAUUUUCAUUAUUUUUUUCUCAUUUAUUCUAAGAGUAUAUAUUUUACAAAUAUAGAUAAUCUUUUGAAAAAUCACAAAUCAAAUAUAAUAAUACAUAAUUCUAUAACUAAAACAACAUAUGGGAUAUACAACACUAGCAUAAAUUACAUUACUAGCAAUAAAAAUAUUGAAAUAGACACAUUUUGGAAAUCUUCAAAAAUUAAUAGUUUUUUUUCCUUUCAAUUUUACCAUUUUACUUCUUUUAGAUUUAUUUCGAAAGAAAAAGUGCGAUAUCCAAAAUAUGUACAAACAUAUCUUUAUACAAAAAUUGUGAUGAAUAGAAAAAUAGAAGAAACUACAUCCUUAUUUUUUGAAAAAUAUUCAGCUAGCCAUAAUAGUAUUUUCAAAAAAAAAAAAAAAAAUAUAUACUCAUAUAGCUAUUUUAUCAAUUUCUCUAUUUGCCGAAUUAAAAGAAAUAGUAAAAAGGUGUACACAUUUAGUGCAAUUUUUUACAAAUUUUUUGAAUUGAUAUAUUCAAUAAUCGAAAAAGGGAAAAAAAUAACAAGCAAUUUAAUAUGGAAUAAUUUUUAUGCUAGCUAUUUCUCAAAAGGGGAUAUAUUUAUGAACGAAAUAAAAAGAAAAGUGAGAAUUAUGAAUGAUUUGGUAUAUGAUGAUGAUGAUGAUGAAAAUAAUGACAUGCUUAAUCGGCGUAAUUUCAAAAAUAAUACAAAUCAAUAUUUUACAUGUUUUUUAGAUAAAGCAAAAGAAAAUCCAAAUGCCCUUAACGAAAUCGAUAAAUGGAUUAAUCCUAAAACUAAAUCAUGCUAUUGUCAUGAAGAGCAUGCAGAGCCAUGUUCAUUGGAUGAUAUAUCUGAGAUUAACCAGUUAGAUUCAUAUAUGAAUAAUGAAAUGUGCAACUCUAGAAAUAAUAAUAAAAAUGAUGAAAUAUUUAUUGCAUUAGCUGGGUAUAACAUAUUAAAAUGUAAACAUGCAGAAAAUAAAAAUAUGAACGAACAUAAAAAUAAAAAUAACGAAAAAAAUGAUAACAAUAUUUAUCAGCAUGAUCCAAAUGAUAAAUUAGACAAUGAACAAAUGUAUAAAUAUUGCAAGUAUGGAUUAAAAUUAUGGAAUGAUAAAAAUAUGUAUAAUUAUAAUAACUGUGGUACAGUAAAAAGUUUAGACGAAAAAAAUAAAAAUAUAUGUAUUGAAAAAUGUCAAUUAAUACAAACUCUUUGUGGUGAAAAACGUAUACAGUUUUACUCAUUUGAUGUAUGCAGGAAAUAUUAUGAAACAAACUCAUUUACAAGAUAUAUUUUUGUUCAUAUUUUUAAAUAUUUUGAUGAUAAUUGCACUUAUUUUGAUCCAAAUAAUCAUGGUAUUGUCUUGUGUAAACAUACAAAAAUAAAAUGUAAUUUUAGUUCUUGGUCAGAUUGGUCAGAAUGUACUAAAUCAUGUUUAAAAGAUGAAUAUGAUAUCGAACCAAUACAAAAAAGAACUCGAUUUUUAAGCAAAGAUAUGGAAUAUGCUUCUAACGCAUGUAGUUCAUAUGUGAGUGAUGAUAAUAAUAUGAUGGAAGUUCAAAUAUGUGUAGACUUACCUUAUUGUGAUGAUAUAAAUGAUUCAAAUAAAGAAGUUACAUCUAAAAUAAAGAAAGGUAAAUAUCCAGAUAAAGAAAUAUUAUUACCAUUUGUAAUUUCACUUGAUGAAAUAAAUAAAGCAAAUGCUUUAAAAGAGCUAAAUAAUAAUGACACCGAUUUAACGAGUGAAAAUUUUAUUAUUAACAAGUCAGAAAUAUUAACAAAUUGUGUGAUAACAGAUAUGAAUAAAUAUGAUAAUUAUAUUAAAUAUAAUGAAAAAAAUAGAUCUUGUUCAUGUCCUAAUAAUGAACCAGCUUGUUAUUUUAAAGAUAUAUAUAAUUCAUCUACAUGGAAAAAAAAAUUUGAAAUUUUAUGCAAACAAAAUAAUAAUAUAAAUAUUGUAACAGCAGAUUUUGUCCUUAUUAACUGUAAUAUGUUAAUUAGUUUAAAUAAAAAAGAAAUUUCUAUUAAUACAUAUUUAGCUAUGACUUUUGAUUGUCGCUCACCUUUAUUCCAAUAUUUGUUUUGCUCUAAAACAUCAGAUCAUAAUAAAAAAAAUUUGAUAUAUAUGAUUAUUACAAUUGUAUUUGGUGCAAUUUCAGCGAUAUAUCUUGUUUAUUUAAUUGUCAAAGAAAUUAUAAAAUAUAAAGAUAUAUGCUUUCAACUUAGAGAAAAAAAUAUAUCUCAAAAUGAAAAAAAAUAUGUACAAACUGAAACACCAUCUGAAAAUGAUAUAAUUACAGAUACCAUAAAGAAAGAUUAA
Molecule: messenger RNA, 2691 nt
Organism: Plasmodium berghei ANKA
Lineage: Eukaryota; Apicomplexa; Aconoidasida; Haemosporida; Plasmodiidae
Product: thrombospondin-related protein 1
Exons: 1
Coding region: 1-2691 (896 amino acids)
Source: RefSeq, a predicted model, not a curated record